This is a messenger RNA of Manis pentadactyla (Chinese pangolin), 1704 nucleotides long. It is a transcript of the gene FXYD6, whose product is annotated as FXYD domain containing ion transport regulator 6. The coding region runs from base 165 to 449 and encodes 94 amino acids. Gene Ontology annotation, molecular function: sodium channel regulator activity. Gene Ontology annotation, cellular component: membrane. Lineage: Eukaryota; Metazoa; Chordata; Mammalia; Pholidota; Manidae. The record is from RefSeq and is a predicted model, not a curated record. Gene Ontology annotation, biological process: regulation of sodium ion transmembrane transporter activity. The transcript is spliced from 8 exons.
CCCGGCGCGCCUCGCCGGCCCGGCCCAGCCUCCGCGGGAGGGAGGCGGGGGAGCGGCGCGGCCUCGCCCACCGCCCUGCCCCCAGCCCCGCCACUCCCGGGCUGCUCCGGCCGCGGCGCGUCCUCCCGCGGCUGUCUCGGAGGGCCUCGCGCCGUGCAGACGCCAUGGAGGUGCUGCUGAUCUUUCUGUGCAGCCUGCUGGCCCCCGUGGUCCUGGCCAGUGCAGCUGAGGAGAAAGAAAAGGACCCCUUCCAUUAUGACUACCAGACCUUGAGGAUCGGGGGACUGGUGUUCGCUGUGGUCCUGUUCUCCGUGGGGAUCCUCCUUAUCCUCAGUCGCAGGUGCAAGUGUGGUUUCACUCCAAAGCCCCGGGCUCCAGGGGACGAGGAGGCCCAGGUGGAGAACCUCAUCACUGCCAAUGCAGCGGAGCCCCAGAAAGCAGAGAACUGAAGUGCAGCCCUCAGGAAGGAAGCCUCCAGAACCUGAAGGCAGCUGCUUGAACCAUUAGAUGCAAAUGUUGAUGCUUAAGAAACCCGGCCACUUCAGAGCUCUCGCCAGGAGGAGCCAAGAACACGCGGGGCCCCCUGCCCCUCCCCACCCCCUCCAACACCUGCCCUCAACUUCGUGAUGCAACUAACGCCCACCUCCCCCACUGCAGCCUGCGGUCUCGUCCACCCCGUGAUGUGCUGUGUGUGUGUUUGAUGACUGUGGUCUUCGUGGCUGUUUGUGGAUGAUGUGUUUUGUGAACUUGGCCUUGCAUUCCUGGGCAGGAGCUGAGCCAUGUCCCCACCAGCUCUUCCCUGGCCCCCUGGGCCCCCAUCACCUCCUGCUCCUGGGAGUCUGCUUUCUUCCUGAGAGACCUGUCCCUUCUCUUAAGUUCGGGGCAUGGGUGGGAGUCUCAGUUGUCUUUGGACUUGGGAAGGUUUACGUCACCUUCCCAGUCAUUCUUCACGGCCCCUCUUUGCUCCUUUUACAAGAACCUUGCUUCCACAUUCUUCCCCGAAUCUGUUCCGAGGGUCUCCUAGCAAUUCACAGCAAGGAGCUGCGGAGCCCAGCUUUGCCUUCAGCAGGCUACACCCCUUCCAUCACCAGUUUCCUCUUGCGGGCUUCCCUGCCCCAACUGCCCAGCCCCACCGCAGAGUGGCCAGGGACUCCAGGCCCAGGGCUUCUAUGCUGCCCCUGGGGCAUGUGCCCCUUGCAUAUCUUCUCAGCAAUAACCCCAUGGGCUCUGGAGCCCUAGUCCUGUCUCCUCCCUGCCCAGCUUCCGAGCCCUCCCCCUACCGCCUGCUGUCUGUGCUCAGGCUCCAGGCCCUGCACUGGGUCUCUAGCAGGUGCUGGGGAGGCGAUCCACCCUGUCUGGGGCUGGGGGCAGCCGGGAGGCAGGGCUCCCUUGCUGCUCUGUCCAUCCCGUUGCUCAGACAGCUGUGACAGCUCCUGCACCCUGUGCUCUGCCCAUUGGGGCGGCGAGUCCGGGGCCUGUGCUGCAGGUUGGAGCCCAGCCAGGGCUCCGCACAGCCCUGCUGCAGAGGGAACAGCAAGAGGCUGAAGGUCAUGGGGGUGGAAGAUUAAACCAGACCCCUCCCCUCCCACCCAUCGUGUUCUCAUGGAAGCUAAACCGUGCCGCUGUGACCGGGACCAUCGUCUUCGUGUUGUGAUCCUUCCUCUCAACAGCAAAAAGGAAUAAAAUACCAUUUGUUUCCUAGUG